AUGCUCAACUUGGCGAGAAGUGUUCUGCUCAGGAGAUCGACUGCCUGUCAGCAAAGGUUUCUCUCUUCUUCUUCUUCCUCUGACAACGAUGAUCAAAACAGCAAAAAAGCAUCAACAACUGCUGAUGCAAAGACAACGGAGAAAGGUCAAAAACAAAGCGACAAAGAUGAGACAGAGAAAUCAGCCGUCAAACUCUCCUCUUCAGAAAAAUCCCCUGAAAAAUCUUCACUUUCUAAAGAAGAGGACAGUAAGUACGUGAUCGUCGGCCCCGACGGCGUCCCCUACGACCCCUCGAAAGACCCCGAGUACACGGACGACUUCUACAGCUACAAGUACCCGCAGUACUUCACCAAGCACCUCGGCCUCAAGCGCGCCCUGAAAAUCGUCAAGGAAGACCUCAGUCUGCUGAAGAAGGGCCGCAUUCACAAGACCAGGGAGGAGAUCGGAUGUCCGAAUCACGUCGACGUGGCCAUCUUUGGCGGCGGCAUCAUCGGCGCCAGCAUCGCCUACUUCCUUAAAGAGAAGGCGCCCUUCAGCCUGAAUGUGGCCGUCUUUGAACGCGAUCCGACGUACACCCGCGCCUCGACCACCCUCUCAGCGGGCGGCAUCCGCCAGCAGUGGCAGCACCCCGAGAACAUCAUGAUGUCGAUGUUCACGGCGGACUUUCUGCGCAACGCCAAGCGCCACCUCGCCAUCCUCGACAAGGGCGAGCCGCCGGACGUCUCCUUCACUCCCCAGGGCUACCUGACGCUGGCCGACGAGACGCAGGCGGAACAGCUCAUAGAGUCCCACAAGCUGCAAAUCGAAAUGGGCGCCCUCGUGGAGCUGUACACAGCGGAGCGCAUAAAGGAGAAGUUUCCCCAUGUGAACACCGACGGCGUCGUCGUCGGCUCGUACGGCGUCCAGAACGAGGGCUGGUUCGACCCGUGGGCGCUGCUGCUCGGCCUGAAGGCGAAGGCUCAGUGCCUGGGCGUGGAGUUUGUGCACGCCGACGUGCUGGACUUUAACACGCGCAAGAUGCACGGCCACUGGGACGCGGAGACGGACGAGCAGACGGAGACGGCCCACUAUGUGGUGCUGCGGGAGCCGGACGGCAAUGUGAAGCACUGCGAGUUUGCGUUGGGCGUCGUCGCCUGCGGCGCCAACUCCGGUCAGAUUGCCCGCCUCCUCGGCUACGGCAGCAGAAGGGGCGUCCGCUCGGUGGAGUUUCCCGUAGAGCCGAGAAAGCGCUACGUCUACGUCUUCAACUGCCGCGACGGGCCCGGCCUCGACUUUCCCUUCCUCAUCGACAGCACCGGUGCCUACUGCCGCCGCGAGGGCCUCGGCGGCAACUUCAUCUGCGGCCGCUCCCCGGCCCCUGAAGAGGAGCCCGACGUGGACAACCUCGACGUCGACUACAGCUACUUCGAAAGUGAGGUGCACCCGCUGCUGGCGGCCCGCGUGCCCGCCUUUGAGGCGAUCAAGCUGAAGGGCGGCUGGGCGGGCUUCUACGACUACAACCGCCUCGACCAGCACCCGAUCAUAGGCCGGGACCCCUACUACCGCAACUUCUUCUGGGCCACUGGCUUCAGCGGCCACGGGCUGCAGAUGGGCCCGGCGAUCGGGCGGGCCAUCAUGGAGCAGAUCAUCUACGACGAGUACAAAACCAUCGACCUCAGUCGGUACGACUGGCAGCGGGUGCUUAGCAAUAGGCCGCUGGCGCUGGAUAACUGUGUUUAG
Molecule: messenger RNA, 1719 nt
Organism: Rhagoletis zephyria (snowberry fruit fly)
Lineage: Eukaryota; Metazoa; Arthropoda; Insecta; Diptera; Tephritidae
Source: RefSeq, a predicted model, not a curated record